Messenger RNA from Oppiella nova, 500 nucleotides. The record is from the annotation of a GenBank genome assembly. NCBI's taxonomy places the organism in Eukaryota, Metazoa, Arthropoda, Arachnida, Sarcoptiformes, Oppiidae.
GUUUGUUGAACAGAGAGACAGCGUUUGAGUGAUCAGUGAAUGUGUGAACGCGUGAUAUGAUGGCCAACGAGUCGGAGGGGCCCUCCAAACAGGACUUGUCCACUGUCUUCGCCAAACUCAAGACACACACUUCCAAUAAGACGUGUUUCGAUUGCGGGGCGAGAAGUCCAUCGUGGGUUAGCAUCACAUACGGUGUGUUCAUUUGCAUCGACUGUUCCGCUGUCCACCGCGGCCUCGGAGUCCACAUAUCGUUCGUGAGGUCCUCCGAGUUGGACACCAAAUGGAAUUGGUCUCAACUGCGAGCCAUGCAGUGCGGCGGCAACGCACCGGCACACCAGUUCUUCGUCGACCACAACUGCACCACAAAAGACUCCCAACAGAAGUACUCGAGUCGAGCGGCGCAGCUCUAUAGAGACAAAUUGGCGCAAACGGUGGCCAAUAGUCUCAAGAUUAGCACUAAUUUAGUGCCAUUCAUAAUGCCCUCAUCUUUUCAAAUGUAA